AUGGCGGAGCGUCCUGGGGGUAAGAGGCGUUCGCGUCGUGACAGCGUGGACACCGGCGCCGCCGCGCGGCUCACGCCACCUGCCUCCAAGGAUCGGAGGACCAAAAGAUCCAGCAAACCGUCGAAGGAGCGAUGGUUGCUCACUAGGAAGACAUGGCGGUACAUGGCGGACGCCGGCAGGCGGUUGAUCCCCGACGGGACGCACAACCGGCCGGAGGACAUACCGAAGAUCGAGCAGUACUUCCAGGAAGUCUGCCAGAAGGAGCCGAGGUUCUUGCUAUGGAGGAAGGCCUCGUACCCGGGGACACUUGGCUUUCGUGCUCAGAGGCGCAGGCGGCCGGUGAAAGGCGGUAGCUGCAGGACGAAGGCCAGUUCCGCGGAUGAAGCGGAUGAUCUCAAGGGCGCGGGUCAAGGUUUCGUUCUGCAGACCACCACUGCUGGGAAGUUUGACUUGGCUAAGGCUAAGAGGGAGUGGUUACUAGCAACUGAAGGUGGCAGCACGCCGUCCAGCCCUGUGGCGCACAGGAAAUUCCAGCAGGAGGACACGGAAGCGAAAGCGUUGGCGGACAUGCUGCAGAAGUACCUGAACAUGCAGAGCGACGCUGCUGCGACCAGACCCGGCAGGUCGGAGUUGCUCGGACAGGCUGACGGGAAGGAGCCUUUCGAUUAUCAGAAUCUGAUAAACAAGCUCCAGCAGCAUUUAGACAUGAUGGUUGCUCAGGCUAAACUGGAGGAGUUGUCCGUUCGCCGGUCUUCCUCGGGUAAGAUUAAGGAUGCUAAAGAGAAAGAUGGAGACGCGAAGAUCCCAAAGUCCAUGCAACCGUAUCAAGGCGACUACGUGCAUAAGUCUCUAAUGGAGACGAUCAGCCGUUACUACAGCAAGUCUGGCACCAGGGAGCACGUGAUAUCGAACAUUUUGACGGACAGGAAGCUUCUGGAGAAACUGUACUUCGACCUUAGGUGUACCAGAGGGUUCAGGGGUCCUCGAGCUACCGGUGCUUACACGUCCCCGUCCUCGCGCUGGUGGACUCAUCAACGCAGCAGAAUGCCAGCGAAAGAGGAGGAUUGGUUGUCCAGUUGGAGGGAUCCUAUCUCUCCGCCUCCUCUGAUAGCUGUACAGGAGCCUAGCACUGAUAGAGGCCCCGUAGAGGAUGGUGUGCAGACUGAUCCCGUUCCUAGGGAGGUUCUCGACGCGGUGUUGCUGGAAAGAGAGAAGGAGGAGUUACAAGAGAAAGCGAUGCACAAGUCUAGCGGCAGGAGACGCAGCAGCGUUGACAACGACGAUGUCUCGCCAUCGGUUAGCGACACUAUCAAGAGGUACCUUCGGAUGGCUAGGAAGAAGUCUAUGGACGCUGAUAAAGUGGACAGGUUCAAACGGGUGAACUAUGACAGGAAUCUGAGGAAUAUCAAGGCCAAGGGCGAGACAACGAAACUAAGCGACGACGACGGUAACAAUAAAGGGUGUCAGACCGAUGACAACUGGGCGGUGAAUUAUAAGGAGUUGUCGUCGAUGGAGAACCCUCCGGAGAAUUUGUCCGACGUGGAAACGACCACCUCGCCGCCGAGUCGUAACGCGAGCUCGAGGAGCAGCAUCGACGCUGGCCUCGGCCCCGAGGAACCAUUGACCCCUAAACAUCAUCAUCAGUCCUUCCUCUCCCAUCUCCUUCACGGUUCCAACGCGCACAAGGAUAAGCCGCACUCGGCACCCGGUUCGCCGGCACUGACCUCGUCGUCGACCAAUUCCGCAGGUGGCACAGCGAUGCAGAAGAGCAAAUCGUCGAGCAGUGUGGUGCAUCACGGCAGCCGGCUGGUACCUAAGAAGAUAUGGCGGUCGCGGAGCAAGAGCACGUCGAGGGCGUCCAAUCAACCCUCCGUCUGGACGCCGCAAGGAAAGUGCACCUGGGCGGGGACCAAUGGUCGACGGGUCACCCUGCAGGAUACCUCACUGAGAUCGCUGUCAGAAAUCGAAAGGAAGGUCCUUUGCAAGGUGGCUGUCGCGAAGCUUCAAGCCUUGAAUUUGGGGGUACACAUUAGGCCGCCUACUGAAUCCCUCGGUGGCAGCGCUAUCACUACAAAGCCGAAGAGGAGAGCACCUUUGCUGAAGAGGAAGGCUCUCACGACAGGCUUCUUCGAUAAUAAAGGGAAGGAUGACAAGGAAAAGGAUGAAGGUGGCUCGUGCGAGUCUCUGUCGUCGAAAGGGGGUGCACUGACCGGAAGCGAUUCCGGCGUGCUGGAACUGAGCGACAGUGGAGGAGGAGGGCCUCCAGGGGAAUGGGACGCGGUACCGGCGAUAGUCAGACAAUGCAUCAGGCAUCUGGAGAACACGGGCCUUCGAACGCUUGGAGUGUUCCGAGUGUCGCCCUCGAAGAAAAGAGUCAGACAGUUACGAGAGGACUUCGAUUGCGGCCGAGAGACAAAAAUCGGCCCCGACCAAUGUCCUCACGACGUGGCAGCCCUGUUGAAGGAGUACUUUCGUGACCUGCCUGACUCCCUGCUUUGCAGAGACCUCUACCAAGCCUUCGUCCAUACACAAAAGAUCCGGAACAGACGGCUUCAGCAAGAAGCUCUUCAGCAUCUCAUUCAGCUGCUGCCCACGCCGAACCGCGAGACGCUCUGGGCACUUUUGAACUUCCUCAGCGUGGUGGCGGCGAACAGCGAGGAUCAAAAGAACGACACCGGCGAUUGGGUACCGGGGAACAAAAUGGACACGACCAAUUUAGCCACGGUAUUCGCGCCGAAUAUUCUUCACUGCGUGAAGCCCGGUCAAAGGUCAGAGGUGUCGGCCGAGAGAGCAGAGGAGAGGAUAGACGUGAUAAACGUGGUCAGAGCGCUUUUGGAACAUGCUUCGACGCUGUUCACCGUACCCGCUGCCCUUUUGGAUGAAGUCUACCUGCACAUGAUGGACACCCACCCGGCCGAAUUGGAUCUCGCCCUCUCCCGACGUUCCGAGGAGCAAUGCGGAGACGAGGCGGACCCGUGCAGCGAAGCGGAGACGUUCUCGGUGGAGGAGACUCUGACGACGUCGCCGACGACCACGGCCGGGACUACCGCGUCGACCAGAAAGGUGUGGACACGAGAACAAUGUCUUCACCAGACGGCCGGCAUAGGUGGGGACAUAGGUCCAAGGCCGCGACGGUCGAAAAGGCCGGGAAGUCGAAGAAAAGAGGAAGGCAGGAGUAACAGCGUGGACAGCGGAUCUAGCGAGGAUCCGGCGGAUCCUCGGAGGAGAUCCUCACCGAUGGUGAUCACCGCCAGUCUAACCAUACCAAUGCCCGGCGCGUUCACAUUGAACCUAGAUGAUCCGGACAUUCCUUACAUCGAAGAGGCGCCUAAGCAACCCAGCGUCCCCCCUAGGAGGCAGCGACAACGAUCGAUUUCCGGUUGCAGCGAAGGUACAUUGACACGUCAUUGUCAAGACAUAUUUAUCGUGUAA
Molecule: messenger RNA, 3432 nt
Organism: Nomia melanderi (Alkali bee)
Lineage: Eukaryota; Metazoa; Arthropoda; Insecta; Hymenoptera; Halictidae
Source: RefSeq, a predicted model, not a curated record